AUGCAGAGGCCGGGCGACGCCGCGUCGUACCAGCACCAGGCCGCUACGGGGCAGCUGGGCGGUUUCAUGAGCGGAGCACCCGCUGCAGCCACUGCCCCACCGACACUGCCCCUCCCCGCCGGCGCCGCCAACCCCUUCUUCAACCUGCCCCCGCUCAUGCCGACUGGCGACGCGUCGUCGUCGUCACUGCCCCGCGCCCCGGUCGCGCUGCUGCCGCAGCUGUCACCCGCCGGCUUCUCAGGGCUCGUCGCGGGUGGUGGUGCGCAGCUGCCUGGGGGCGGCGUUGCCCCCAGCACGCUGGCCAUUGUCAACGGCGUGCCGGUGAUGCUCGACCUCGCCAAGCUGGUAGAGCUCAUGCAGAUGGGCGCCAGCCUCUCCAUGGUGCAGCCCACCGCCGACAUGGUCAACAACGCCGCGGCGGCCGCCGCGGCCUCAGCCUGGUCGUCGAUGGGUGCACAGGCUGCGGCGACGCCGCCGCCGGCCGCCAAGCUCGCCGACACCCGACAGCCGCCCGACGCCGACGACGUCGAAAGUGACGAGGGCCAGUACAGUCCGUCGAUGAUAGCGGCCGGCGGCGAGCGCGGCCCGAUCGAGAGCGUGUGGUCCAAGCGGAUCGCAGAGCUCACGGCCUUCCACGAGCGCUUCGGCCACGCGGACGUCAAGCGCGGCGGCGACCGGUGGGAGUCGCUGGCGCGGUGGCUCGACAACCUGCGGAAGAAGUGGGCGCGCCGCGAGGGCUACGUGCCGCCGGACAAGGCCCUCGUGCUGCGACAACUCGGCAUCGAGCCCUACCAGGAACGCGACGAUCGCGCCGGUGAAGUACACAGGGAGCGAAAACGAAACGGGUUGUCGGAUGAGGACCGGUGGGAGGUGCGCAUUCAGCAGAUCUCUGAAUUCAAGCGCGUGCACGGGCACCUCAAGAUCCCCAAGAACUCGCAGUCGGCCCUGUACUACUGGGCCUACGGGGCCAAGAAGAAGUGGCGCAAGUACAAGGACAAGCGCCAGCGGGACCUGGUCCACAUCGGGCUCAUCAGCGCCGAGGAGUACGAGGCCGAGCGGCUCGCCAAGCAGGGCGUCUCCGAGUUUAGCCCUGCGGCGGCGGCCCAGCGCCAGAUCACCCCCGGCGGCAGCAGCAGCGCUCAGCCGACCCCACAGCUGCCCCGCCCGGUCCUCCCCUCGCCGGCCCAGACCCGCGCCCCAGCCCCCGGCGCGCCAUCACCUUCAUUCCCCGCAUUCCGAGCGCCGUCGUCGCUCGACGAUCCGCGCAUUCUUCCGCUGGAGCGAAACAGUUCCCGAGGCCUGGCCCCGGCCCCGACCGUCAUCCGGACCAUCAACACCACCGAGCAGCAGCAGCAGCGGAUCAUUCCAAAGCCGGCCAGCGCGGCGGCCAGCGGGCUCAUGCACCUGGGCCUCAUCGGCGAAGAGGAGUACGAGAAGGAGGUGUUCGGCCACACCAACACCAACAGUAACGGCAGCACGACGACCACCAGCCCGACCCGAUCGCCGGUUCGAAUCCCGACCGCGAUCAAGCCCGAGCCGACGCCCAAGCCGGCGAUCAAUAACAGUGGCGGCGGCGGCGGCGGCGGCAGUGACGCGGGCGUGGACCGGAAGCUGAAGGACUUGGUCGCGCUCGGGCUGCUCAGCUGGGACGAGUACGAGCAGCAGCGUGGCCCGACGGCCGACACCGCCGCGGCGGCGAGAUCCGACCUGAAGCGCAAGUCGGCCGAGACCGAGCGACUGCCGGCCAUUGUUGUCGACGACAGCGACGCUGGCGCUGGCGGGGGCCACGAGAGGCGGAUCAAGCGCGGGCGCGUGAGCAGCUUCAACGAGCUGCUGGUCCAGCGCUACGACGCCGAUAUCGCUGCUACGGCCGGGCUGCGCGACGAGCGCAGCGACGGCGAGGAGCCCCUCACCCGCAGCCCCGACAUCGGCGACGAGCGCGACUCCGAGCUAGCGAUGACGAGGAGCGUGAAGGAUGAACAGCGGUGGCACCAGCGUCUACAGCAGAUGUACGACUUCUUGAACAGACACGGCCACUUCAACGUGCCGCGGAGCGUCAACUCGCAGCUGUACUACUGGGCCUACGGGGCCAAGCGGAAGUGGCGCGAGUGGAGCCUGGACAAGCAGCGCGACCUGGUCGCCCUGGGCCUGGUCACGCGCGAGGAGUUCGAGGCCCACACCGGCAAGCGCUGGGCCGACAUCGCCGUCCUGCCGCGCUCGUCGGCGUCUUCGUCGGCGGCGGCGGCGGCGGCGCUCGGUCCGAUCGAGGCCUCGUCCACCGCCGGCUCGCCCAGCAAGCGCCGCCGGCUCACACCCGAUCGUGCCGAGGAAUGUGUCGACGAAUUCCAACAACGAGGACACGUCAGCAGCUCUGACGGGGAGGAGUGGGACGAGCGCGAAGACGACGACUCGUCCGAUGCCGACGACGGCGAGGCCGAGGCGUCGCCGUCGCGUGCGGCGGCGGCGUCCACGCGCAAGCGGCGGCGGCGAAGGGAGCGGAGCGCGAGCAGCGGGUCGGCAGCGGACCUAGACGCCGCGCAGCGCAGGAACACAUCCGAAGAGGGCCUCGAGGAGUACCGAAGGCGGGCCUUUGGCGGCACCGACGAAGAGAGGUGGGCGAUGCGCAUUCGGGAGCUUCAGCAGCUGGAGGAGCAGGAGGGCACCUGGUGUGUGCCGCGGAGGUGGAGCAAGAGCCUCAAGCGCUGGCUCGAAUACAUGAAACUGAGGUGGCGCAGCGGCCGACUGACGGAGAAGCAGAUCGGGGACCUGACCACGAUCGGCAUCAUCAAGGACGGCCGCUUCUACGGCAUCCGGGACAAGCGCGAGCUCGACCGUGCCGACACUGCCAAGCUGGGCAGCGGCAGCGGAGGCAGCGGCGACGACGUCGUCCAGGCCUCGCCUCUCCCCAGCCGGCACUCGGGCGCUGAUGUCAGCAGCGACGUUGAGGAGCAGCCGCACAGGCGCGGCGAGUGGCAACACCGCGCCCUGCCUCCGCUGUCGGCCGCCGCCGCUGUCGAGCUGGGCAGCAAAGCUGACGUCACCACCGACCGGGUGAUCCCGACCACCAUGACCGCGGCCGAGCUGGCAGGCGAGCGCGGCAGCGACGCCGCAGUGGUCGGCUCGUCAGAGUCGGAAGCCGAAGCCGAAGAUGUUGACGACCGUCGUGCCAACCACGCGCAGGUCGGCGACAGCAACAACGACGACGAGCAGCACGACUCGCUCGAGAUCGCCGAUGACGACGCCGACGCCGACGCCGACGCCGACAGCAGCGACGACGACGACGACAACGACGACAAUGAGGAAUGCAACGACGGCGAAAGCGGCCCCGGUGUGGACGAGGUCAAGGCCGGCGCGACGAUGCGGGAGGAGCAGGAAGAGGAGGAGCGGGAAUCGGGGCUGCUCUAUGAGAUCGAGACGGAGGAGGAGUGGAAGAAGCUGACCAAGGAACAGCGGCGGCGGCGGCGCAUGGCCCAGCUCCACCAGUUCUUCGCCGAAUUCGGGCACGGCAACGUGCAGCACCAGUGGCCCAAGAACAAGCGCCUCGCCAACUGGGUCUACGAACAGAAGCAGCGCUGGCGCAAGGGACUCCUCUCCGAGGCGGAGGUGCAGGAGUUUGAGGGGCUGAAGAUGCGCAAGCCGAGGCCGGGAUUCGGUCGUCCGCCCAAGCGGCGCAGCGGCAGCGGCGGCGGUGGCGCCGACAUCGAGGGCGCCGACCACCGCGAGACGCCGGACGUCGGGGACCUCCCUAGCGGCGCUGGAACCCAGCCGGCUCUCAAGAAGCGAAAGAAGCGGGCCUUGUCGGUCGGAGCCGGCGAUGACGACAAGAGCGACCGCAGCAGGCCUGCUAAGACCGCGACGGCGCCCAUCGCCAGCUUGUCGCCGCUGAUGUCGUCCGCCGCGAUGAUGGGUGCGCAGCGGCUGCCGCCGCCGGCCUCGAUUCUGUCGUAUCUGGCCCCGCUCAACCACCUGCUCCCGCCCAUCAUCUUCCCCGCCGCCGCGGCCGCCAGCACUGCGAGCCCAGAGCCCAGAGCUGCGCCGAUGGAGGCCAAGGAGAGUGGCACGAGCAAUUAG
Molecule: messenger RNA, 4071 nt
Organism: Acanthamoeba castellanii str. Neff
Lineage: Eukaryota; Discosea; Longamoebia; Acanthamoebidae
Product: helicase associated domain containing protein
Exons: 8
Coding region: 1-4071 (1356 amino acids)
Source: RefSeq, a predicted model, not a curated record